Acanthopagrus latus (yellowfin seabream) is the source of this 6704-nucleotide messenger RNA. It is a transcript of the gene raver2, whose product is annotated as ribonucleoprotein, PTB-binding 2. Lineage: Eukaryota; Metazoa; Chordata; Actinopteri; Spariformes; Sparidae. Gene Ontology annotation, molecular function: mRNA binding. The record is from RefSeq and is a predicted model, not a curated record. Gene Ontology annotation, cellular component: cytosol. The transcript is spliced from 16 exons. The coding region runs from base 34 to 2670 and encodes 878 amino acids.
CACACAUACACACUUUUCACUCAGCUACCCAAGAUGGCGGCAGCCUCAUCCAUCCAGCCGCCGAGCGUUCACUCUUCUCUAGCCGGGGAGAGCGCACUUUCCCCGGAGAUGGACAGCCCCGAGAGCCGGCAGCCGGAGGAUGAGGAGGCGGCGGCAGCGCAGCCCUCCGACUCGGGGAUUAGCCUCCGCGACCUGCCGGACCUGGAGCCGGAGGAGAUCGAGAGGAGGCUGGCCAAAACUCGCCAGGAGCUGAGCAACAGGAGGAAAAUCCUCAUUAAGAACCUGCCGCCCGACACCACCAACCAGGAAGUUCAUGAAAUUCUCAAAGAAUAUGAACUGAAGUACUGCUUUGUGGACCGCAACAAAGGCACAGCCUUUGUGACUUUGCUGAACGGGGACCAGGCUCAGGAUGCCAUCCGCUCCCUCCAUCACAGCACUGUCCGGGGGCGCCUGAUCAACGUCACCCUGCAGCCCACCGACUCCCUCCUCUGCCUCACCAACCUGCCCCACACCUUCACUGCCCAGCAGUUUGAGGAGCUGGUACGCGCCUACGGAAACAUCGAGCGCUCCUUCCUGGUGUACAGCGAGCUGACAGGUCACUCCAAGGGAUAUGGGUUUGUUGAGUACAUGAAGAAGGACUCUGCUUCACGGGCCCGCUCUGAGCUGCUGGGCCGACCGCUGGGCGAUCGCUCAUUGAUGGUGCAGUGGAUGGACGUCAACCAGCUGAGCCAAGAGGAGAACCUGCACUCCAAGUGUCUGUGUGUGAACCGGCUGCCGCUGGACCUGUGCGACUCUGAAGAACUGACCCAGCUCUUCUCUGACACCUAUAAACCUGUCUUCUGCCAGCUUGCUCAGGAUGAGGGCAGCCCAGUCCGAGGCUUCGGUGUGGUGGAGUAUGAGAGCGCAGAGCAGGCGGAGGCCGUGCUCAUCGAGAUGGACCGAACGCUGGUGGGAGGACAGGAGGUCCGUCUGUCUCUCUGUACCCCCGGCACCUCAGGGAGAAGCACCCUGGCUGCACUCAUCGCCGCCCAGGGUAUGAUUCUGAGUAAUAGGAAAGGUCUGCUACCAGAGCCCAACCUUGCCCAGCUGCUGACCAGUAUGACGAACCCGGCUGCCCUGCAGAUCCUCAUGAGACCGUAUCACACCGGGAAAAGAGGAGGGAAGUACGGGCGUCAUGCCAGCCUGCCGUUCCUCAGACCUCCUCUCACCACAGCUCUGCUCACGCUGGGGAAAGCACACCAGAAUGCAAUGCUUGGUAAUGGACUGGUCCUCCAGAAUCUUUUGCAUAUGCAGCUCGCACAGCAGCAGCUUCUUCACAUCAAAGACAAACGCAUCAGCACCGUCUCCAGCCUGCUUGGAGACCCGUCCAGGCUGCUGAUGCAGAAAGCUUUGUCCCUGAGGCCUCCAGGCCUGAUGCCUCUUGGUAAAGGCCUCCUGGGAGACUCGCCUACAGAGUUGAGCCAGGAGUCGGUGCCAUCGUCUACCCACAAUGCCACAGUAGUGGUGUCAGCAGCAGGUGUGAUGCCGUACCUCCAGGGUCGAGCUGGAGGGGGAGAACAUAACAGCACCCACACUAUCUCCACAACCCCCUCUGCCUCUUCCUCCUCCUCUUCUUCCUCUUCCACCGUCUGUGACAGGCAGCCAGCUCCUCCUGGGACCAUGGUGAGCUCCCAUCCCCAGGGACAGAGCUACUCCUUGGGUAUAAGUAACUCAGGCCUUGGCCCGCCACCACCCAAUCCCCAUGGAGGAGUUUAUACAUCAACAGGCCAGCACAACAGCUCAGAUGGCUGCCCCCUGGCCAGCAUGGUCAAUAGUGGUCAGAGCUCUCUGUUGGGUGAUCCUCCUAAAGAGGUCAGACUGCCCUCCAAUCCCUACCUGAACCUGGCCAGUGUAAUGCCAGGGGUGGUUCUGCAAGGCUCAGUUGGGAGUAAAGCCCAGGGAGGACAGCCGGGCUCCGGGGUGUACGGCAGCACGGUUGCUCCCGUCGUCUCCCAGGGCUCCGGCUCCUUCACCCACAGCACGGCAGCUACAACCACAGCUCCAUACAGCACUGAUACCUCCACUGACUACAGCCAAUACAACCAGGCCUACACGCAGGAGGCCAUGCAGCAGUGGUACCAGCACUACCAAGCAGCACAAGCUCACACCUACAGCACUGCUGCUCCACAGGAGAACACAGCCACAGACUACAGCAAGGAGCACACACAGGCUCCACCGGUGUCGACCUAUGGGGAUUACAGUUCCUACAUGCAGGCAGUCACUCAGUACUACUCCCAGCCUGCAACCACCAACCAGGCCUACGCCACCAAGGAGGUAGAUGUGUGCAAGCCUCUCGGAGUCUCUCUGCACGCGGUCAGUAACGGCGCCGCCCCUCCACCGGCCGUCCUCCCAGCUGCUGCUGUGCUCCCAGCCUACAGCACCCUGCCUUUAAUGCCCGGCUUCCUCGGGGCGCCACACCCGGCGGCAGCCGCACCGAGCCCCGUCACGCACGCACACACUGCCGCCACUGACUGGAACACCUAUUACUAUAACCAGACGAGGGGCCACAAGAGGGAGUACCCUCAGUUGGCGGUGCAGGAAGUGACAUCAUCAGAUGGUGCCUACAUCGGGCAGCACUCCCAAGGCCUGGGAGGGCAGUACGCCGACUACUUCAAGAGGAAGAGGCUCUAAUAUGAACCAAACCACCUUAAAGCCUAAAAGCUUGCGGGGGGAGGCACACACGCACGGGCGCCUGCUGGAUGUCACAGCUCCCUCUAGUGGCCUUUCUGUGGCGGCCAUUUUGCAUCCCCACAGUAGGUGUUGAGUUUAACAGAAUUUGGGGUUGCAAAUGGCUCAAGUGAAAGUAAGCCAUAGUGCUCUCUGAUCUUGGCACUUAUUUACACACACACACACACACACACACACACGCACACACACACAUACAGCUACAUACAUACAAACACGGUGUUGCUUUUGUCCUGUUCAAGCCUUAACUCUUUAACUUAAACUGUUGUGUAAACUGUACUUAUCUAAUAUUAUCUUGUACAUUUUUUCUAAUAUAAUGUAAACUGAAGUAAACUGUAUCUGUACGUAUAAGCUGCUUUUGUAUUGGCAGCCAGGCGACCUGUCCGCCUGCUGAAACUGUCUUAGGACUGGUCUCACAGUCAGGUGUCUCCCUCUGUGUCUCCUUUGAAAAGACAAAGCGCGUUUGUUGUUGCACACACACGCUUUGAUUAUUCAGUCGAGCUGACGUCUGUUUGUUCCCCGCUUCAGUGUCUUCUUUCCUCUUUUCCUUUUAUCGCCCAGGUUCCUCUUUUAUAUCUCCCUGUGGAGAGUUAGUGAGUGUGUGCGCGUGAUUGUGUUCGCGUGUGUGCGUGUUUAUGCGUGUUGAUAUGCUGUUUCUGUAGGAAGUGUCAGCCAUUUCAAUCCCAAGGUUUGGGAGCACAUCAGGAAAAAAACAAAUCAAAGCCCUUAAUUGUGGUGACUUUACAAUAGCUUCCCUCGAUGAAUGGACCUUUCUUCUAAAGACUGGAGAGAAAAUAAAAGGCUGAUGUAAAUACAGUGUGUAAUACAGAAUAUAUAAAGCCAUGCGUAACAGACAAUAUCAUAUUUAAUGGACAUUUCCUGGCUCUUUUGUUGGGCGAGUUGUGCAACAUGGAUGAAAGGAAAACAUUUACUGCGUGUCUUUUUUUUUUUCAAUAUAUACUGUUCUAUUUGUAAUGUAAUAUAAUAAUAUUCCAAGGCAAUUCAAGUUAUUUAUUGAUAUUGAAUCAAAUUGUGUUGACUUUAAUGUAGGUAUCUGCUUUGGUUUUCAACAUUUAAGCCAAAUAUUAGGGCACAGUCCUCCUCUCCUCUCCUCUCCUCUCCUCUCCUCUCCUCUCCUCUCCUCUCCUCUCCUCUCCUGUUGGGACUGUAACAGGAGCUUUACUUACAUCACACCAUCGAUGUUUCAGACUGUAAGUGUGUCCCGAAUUCAUACUACAUACUAACUGCAGACAGGUUUUCAGUUUGGAGUGUUGUUUGCAUACUCAGAUCGCUCAGUAUGCAUCCAAGAAAAAUCUGUUUUUAGUGCUCUGUUGACAGAGACGAAGGAGCUGCUCACAGAUGGCAAAAUAAUUCAAAAUAAUGCCGAUGAGUUGGCUCCAGAUAACUAAGUUGCAGUCAAAUUUAAUUUGAUUGCAUUUUUUAUGGUGCACAUAUAGAAUAAUUUCCUAUAAAAACUGUAAACUGUGCUGUUUCUUUCUGUAAACUGACUGGCACUAUGGUUAUAUGGUUGGUAUGUCGUAUGAAAUUAAGAAAGUUUUCAUAAUGUGAGGGAUUUUCUGAAUCAAAAGCAUUUCCUCAUCACGUGCUUCGACAGGCCGCUGUGCGUGUGAUUUUUGUUGAUGGCCGCUGGCAGAAUUUCUGCGCCUUCAUUUUAAGUUUGUAGAGGAAGCAGGUAGAAAAAGGCAAAUUUACCCAUUAGCCCAAUCGCCAGGAUGGAACGUUAGCGUCUAAUGUUUCUGCAAACCACAGUCAGCCAGAGGUUGAUUUUUGUACCAAACUUGGCGUGUCACGUUCACAUUUUAUGCUCAUUAGCUGACUUUUACCCCAGGAGGUUGAAGGGAUGAUGGUGGUGUUAAAAAGCAAAUGAGUGGGUUUGUGCCUAAACCUACUGUCAGCAGAUUAUAAGUGUGUGAUGAUAGUGUUGUGACAAAAGAGAAACAGAAUAUUCAACCUAAACAAAGUUGCAACAAAGACAUACUCAGUUUUGAUUUAUGUGCUUUUGCAGAAACGUAGCUCACAUUUAUUCUGGCCAUGGGGUCGCUUACUAUCAAUGUGGCCCACUGCAGAGUGGAUUUAUUUCCACAAAGGAAACAGAGAAAUGAUUCUUUAUUUGGUGUGAUAAAAAGAUUUUUGUCUGUUUUUCAAGACUCUUUUUGGUAUUUCAGUCCUUUUUUUUUUUUUUUUUUACCACAACAAAUAUAAAUAUUAGAGCAAUGACUGUGAACUGCGUCAUACUUCAUCAUACUAAUUUACUUCGGUCCAGACGGUGUGUUUGAUGUUCGACUGUAACGUGACAGCUUGGUCGUGAGGGUUCGUUGUGUGCACAGGCCUCCUGUUUAACAAACCGGCAAUAACUAAUAAGCCUCCUUCUACUGUAGAAAGAUGAAUGUAAAAUGUUUAUUUUCGAGUGUAAAUGCCAUCCGCACAGCAUUCCAUACGCCCACGUAACAGCUCAUACACUGUGUGUGUGUGUGUGUGUAUUCUGCUCAUACUUAUCUGACAAUACAUCAGUGAGCAGAAUAUUACCUGUGUGGCGGCCACGCACACACGCCAUGAAACACAAUAGCAGGAGAGAUGAGAUAAGAAGGUGUACGUCAGUCUGGUCACAGCUGGAUGUGAACAGUAGAACAGGAGUGUGUCUGUGGCGAUGGAGGAGUGCUGGUGUGCAGGUACGCUUAUUAAGGACUAAUAAAAUGGCUGAACAUAAAGUUGCAGUACAUAUCCCUCUGUCUGGUGUAUCUCUCCAUCUCCUCUGCUGCCUGCCCCUCAUCUCAUUACAUCUUCCCUAACUCCAUUUCUCUGCGCUGCGUCUCACUGCGUGCGUCUCACUUUCAGCUCAUAUUUAGCACGCAGCUGUGAAGCAUUUUUGAAGGCUCCGUCCGGGACAUACAUCACGGAGGAUGUGGAAACACACAGAGAGCAAAAGGAGAGGAGCGAUAGAACGCAAAUAAAGUGACAAAAAAAUGAUCCUGCUAAAUAUUUGCACACAUCCAGGCAGGAAGAGGAUCGGCCCCCGACACGCUGCCAAUCAAAGGUUUUGUCUCGUCUGUGUGCACGUGUUUAGCAUGAUUUAGCCCCUCGCUUGUUUUUGCAUUCAGUGGGGCUCCCUUUCUUUUUUCUCUUGCAGUAUCAUUGAGCUGUUGCAAAGCAUUUUCUACAGUUUUUAGUUUUUUUGGACAAAUUCCCCACAGGCUUCUCAUGUUUGUACUGUGAGUCAUUUUCCUACACUGACGCCUGACGUUCAGAACACUUGCCUAAAAUCUGAGGGCGGGAUGUAAGUUGAGCUAAUUGAUGAUGUCCUGCUUUCCCUCCAGCAAACUUGAGUUUACACAUAUUGCAUAUCAGAUCAAUUGUACAUUUAUCUUGUAAACAUCUGAAACAUUUUGUCAGGCUUUACCUUUUCUUCCCCAUCACACAACAGAAGCCCUGAGGGGGAAGGGAAGACUUUUUUUUUUUUUUUUUUUUAACUGGUGAUUCAUUUUCUAAGGCUGAUCGAAAAAAAAAAAAGUCCUAUCCUGUGUUUAUGUUUUGAUAACUGGUGGAAAAUAAAGUUUUGCCAGCAUAAUCGAUGGUCUUUUUUUUUUUUGCCAUCUGUGAAAAAAAAGAAACUUUUUUUUAAUUUUCAGGAAAAGUGAUAGUGUGAAACUGAGUGGGGGAAUGUUUUUUUGUUGGUGUUUUUUCCCACUUGGUUUCACACGGAUAUCUGCUACCCGGCUAACACACAAUAGAUGUAUCUUGUGUUUAAAGUGUGUGGAGAAAACUUGCCUGGAAGACAACAUGAAGGAUUUUAGUUCUAUUUAGAACGCAGCGCUGCUCUUCAGCCUCUGGUGGUCAAAGUGAGUAUUACAAAAACAAACACAAACUUUUUUCUUUCACACAUGAAAAAAAAAGAAAUGAGCUGAUUGUUUCACUCAAGAUUUUUUUUUCAGUUACACACAUGGGAAACAAAAUAAUAUGUU